This is a messenger RNA of Pieris macdunnoughi, 225 nucleotides long. The record is from the annotation of a GenBank genome assembly. Lineage: Eukaryota; Metazoa; Arthropoda; Insecta; Lepidoptera; Pieridae.
AUGAGAACCGCAGAGCGCCGAGUCAAAGAGCGCAUGCAGGAACUCGGAAACGAACGCUGGGACCGCUUUACCUGCCAAUUGUCACCCUCGCACACAGCCUAUUGGUCUCUCGCGCGCUCCCUCAAAACCGACACAGUGGCUUCCAUGCCCCCUCUGAAACGUUCAAAUCUACCUGAUGCAUUCGAUGACGACGAAAAAGCCGAGUGCUUAGGUGUCAAUCUAUAG